CGCAGGGAGUCCACUUUAUCCAAAUUUGCGCGGGUUCAGUGUUGUUAUGGGUGGCUGUCAUUUGGUUGUUGCUUGCUCACGAGAAUAGAAAUAAAAAGGUUGACUGGAAAUAUUCACGUUGAAAACUGAAAAUAUGUCCAAGCGAGAGGCAUUUUUAGAAGCCGCUUGUAAAGAAAAUGUGGAGGACUUCCUUCAUUUUAUCCAGCUUCACAAGGACAAAGCGCACCCCUUCAAUAUGGAGGAGGUGGUGCAGGAGAUGCCAAGUGACCAGAGGGAGGCUCUGUGGGGGAGACUGGCCUCGCUUCUUCAGGACAUCCUGCAAGAGUUACCUCCUGAGCGCUGGGAGGAGGACAGAGAAGAGAGCAUGGAAGUGGAGUCAGCUGAAGACCCUAAACAUGUCAUGGCUGUUGUGGACGGUGUGACACUAGUGGCUUUAGUGUCUCUAAAGGUUUUACAAGAUGAUGACAAUUACAGUGUCCUUCUGGAAAUUGCCCACAAACUUCAUGUUGUUCUUGUGUCACUGCCUGUGUCAGAGGCACCUCUGCAGCUCCAUAUCCACACACUGUGCGAGGCCUGGUGGAAGAAGGGUCUGAAAGAGAAAGAAAAGUUUGGUCGCACUGCUUUUCUCAUCUCUUUGCAGAAGAGCUUCAUUAUGAAGAAACCGGGUGUUGAGAUCCAAAGACUCUGGAGUCUCCAUGAUGUGCUUUUGAGUCUGGACUACACAUCUGAAGACAACAAGCAGAUAAUCGAUUUGUUGCUUCAAUGUUUUCACCGUCAUAUUUACAUUCGAAAUGAUGAUGGAAAGCGAUUCCUGGUAUUUCUUUUCAGCUGGAACGUCAACUUCAUCUGGGUUAUUCAUGGCACCAUCAAAAACCAGCUGGAGUUUUGUAGCAAGACUAUGACUACUCAUAUUACGGAGAUCUACUUCAGAGCAUGGAAUAAGGCUAGCGGGGACUUCUUGGAGCAGAUUGAGAGCUUGUGCAUUCAGGAUUUUAUACGGUGUUCCAUUUUCCUUCAUAGAUCAUCUCCUGUCCAUGCCAAAGUCCGACAGAUCAUGCGCUACUUCCACGGAAGGAAGGGCUGUCACAAAUUGGACAAGAUGCUCUAUAACCUCUACAAGCCCAUUAUCUGGAAGGCUUUAACUGCUCCUAACUUUGAGGUACGUGCAAAUGCCACUUUGCUUUUCGGUGAGGCCUUCCCAGUCCUUGACCCGGAUGAGAACAAUGAAAAUAUAGAUGAGACCAUUCAAAAGCAGUUGGACACAGCAAUGAGCCUCCUCGAAGACCCUCAACCCACCGUGCGCUCCAAUGCCAUUCUGGGAGUCUGUAAGAUCCUGGCCAAGUGCUGGGAGCUUCUCCCUCCUACAAUAAUCACAGACAUCCUGAAGAAGCUGGUGAUGGAGCUGGUGGCUGACACCAGCUCUCCUGAUGUCCGUUGUUCAGUCUUCAAGUGUCUGACUAUCGUCCUGGACAAUGCUCUCAGCCAUCCACUACUAGAAAAACUCCUGCCCACUCUAAAGUACAGCCUCCAUGACAACUCGGAGAAAGUCCGCACAGCUUUCCUUGACAUGCUCAUCAAGGUCAAAGCGGUGCGUGCUGCCAAGUUCUGGGACGUGUGCAACACGGACCACCUGCUGGCCCGCCUGGCUAUUGAUUCCCAUUCAGUCUCCAAGCGUAUUGUCGAUCUGCUCUUUAAGUCCUUUUUCCCUGUCAACGAGUCAGAGAAGGAGUGGUGCUGUCGGUGCAUCACCCUCAUCCAGAUGAAUCCAAUGGCUGCCAGGAAGUUCUAUCAGUAUACUUACAAACACGCAGCCCCAACUCAGAUAAUAAAGCUGAUGUUGGCCAUUCGCCGUGUUCUGAACAGCUGUAUCCAGACUGACUGUGACCUGACUGAAAUUAAUGACAGCAACAAGGAGAACAGCACACAGGCUGGACCUGUUAAUUUGGGGAAAGACAUCGCUGUUGUGUCCAGUCUGCUGGAGAUUGUGGUCAUCCUGUGGAGAAGUGUCGAGAAGGCUCUGAAACAAAAUGAAGAGGCCCAGAAUUACACUUUUGCCAAGUUUGGAAAUGUCAUGUCCAAGUAUUUCCAGGCCUUUGAGGAUGAGCGAUGUACCGUUCCUCUCAUACAACUGGCCUCAUUUCUGCCCCCAGCUGCAGUUCCAACAUUCAGCUGUGGUGUUCUGUCCAGGCUGAGAAAGAUGGAACCAGGAGCUGUGCCAACACAGUACGGCCAGCUGUUGGACUGCAUCUGUAGCUGGGGCCAGGCUGCUGACAUCCUCGAGCUCAUCACUAACUGGCUCACUGAAGCUCUGCCCAAGCAAGGGGUCAGUCUACAGACAGAAAGGGACAGGGAAAACGCUACCGCUAAUCGAAAGGUGCGUAUCCAGGAGAAGGUGGAUGCCAAACCAGACCUGGCACUGGUUUAUCUGGAUUACCUGUUCAGCCACACAUCAACACAAGAGAAAGUCCUGGCACUUUGUCAGAGACCACUGAAGCAGCUUCAAAGAGUUCUAGGAAAAUGGAAGUCAGUGCUGUAUACUCACCUCAGCUCCACCACAGAAGAUCCUAAAAGUCCCAAUUUGGAGACUGCGCUGAAAGCCUUCAUGUUCCAUGGCCGUCUCAGUGCACAUCUGCAACAUAAAGCCUCACAGGGUCGUGACUACCUGCUUUCCCUGGAGCAUAUGGCAGCUUGGGUUACUGAAAGGGUGUUGCCCUUCCUGGCCAAAUGUGCCACUGAAGAUGGGCAGGAUUCAGAGAAGUCGCAGCCACUGGCUGCACAGAUAACUGAGAGCUUCCUGAUAUUGUGCCGGGAUGUUUUGCUUGUGGGUUUGGGUGACGAAACGUUCAAGAGUCAAAUCCUCCACCUGUGCUCGCUCAUCCUCCUUUCAGAGGCAGGCUACCUCUGUGUUCCUGCACUGCUGCCAAUUUUGAAGGAGGUAGCAGACAGUUAUGCACCAGACAAUGAACAGGCUCAGGAAAAUCAGGAGGGUGCAACCACUGUCAUUCUGGGUGUAGUGGCCAACAUCUUCCAGAAGAUUAUAGAGCUCUUAGCUCGCCGCCUUAGGAAGGAGCCAGAGGAGGGAAAAAAGCUGUGUCAGUUGGCUAUGCCUGGUCUGACAGACUUCCUCCAAGUGGCACAAACCUGGGACAGAACACCUCUCAGCGGGGUCUUUUCUACUGUUUUUGCUGUUAUCAUCGUGGAAAAGAGACAUUUGCUCCAGAAGAUUACCCAUCCUGACGAGGUGAUCACCCCAGAGUCAGUGGAGGACAUGCCUCCUCUGUCCCACAUCCUCCUGUCUGUCAUCCUCAAGUCACCGUCUGUUAGCAGGGCAUUUUUGACGGAGGUCAGCUCAUCUCUGGAGUCUGAGGCCAUCAGCAGUCUGAAUGAACUGGCUGCCGUUCUGCACGUCUUGGCUGUCGUCAAACACACGGGACAAUCUAAAGUGGCCUUGAAGAGUGCAGCCACAUCGGUCCAGCAGCAGCUUCACAAAUAUUUAGUCACAUCUGAAGACAGCAGAGACAUCCAGGGGGUUAUUUUUGAAUCUUCUGUGAAGACCUUGAAUGAAAUUCUGGAUUUAUAAGUUCUCUUCUUUAAAAAAAAAAAAAAGUGCCUAUGUUAUAUAUCUGCUUUGCUGUUAGCCUUAUGGCUUUACGGUUGCUGUCAGACAAAAAUGAUGCAAUAAAUAUUUCAACUUCACUGACCGGGAUUAUAAAACAAAUGGUUUGGAUUGAAAUCUAAAGCUGCGAACAAGUGCUGGUGUGAUACCAUAUUUUUCCAGAUUGGCUCCACGUCUCCAUGUUUAUGUAUGUCUUGAUGGCACACAUUACUCAAGUCUUGUUUCAGUUGUGCAUCGAUUUUAAAAAAAAAUAUUAACAGAUAUUGAUGAACUACGCCAGACCACAAGAAUAACAUAUAGUCUCUUAGCUUUCACUCUCCACAGCUCUCUGCUCCAUUUAUAUAUUUUUUAAAAACGAUUUCAUAUAAAAUACAUGUUUGUUUUUUUUCCAUGUUUCAGUAUCUGUGUUUAUAUAUCUGCUCAUCUGUCAACA
Molecule: messenger RNA, 4049 nt
Organism: Xiphias gladius (swordfish)
Lineage: Eukaryota; Metazoa; Chordata; Actinopteri; Istiophoriformes; Xiphiidae
Gene: ncapg2
Product: non-SMC condensin II complex, subunit G2
Exons: 27
Coding region: 134-3580 (1148 amino acids)
Biological process (GO): mitotic sister chromatid segregation
Cellular component (GO): nucleus; condensin complex
Source: RefSeq, a predicted model, not a curated record